UUCAAUAUUUAGCAUUGUGUUAAUUGAACGUCCAGAAACAAAAACCUUACAAAUGUGAACGAAAUACCUUAGCCCAAGUAGCAUCAAUAAUAAGAGCUAGCUGGCAUAUAAUGUUUAUAAAUCAUCAAGUGAUUACUCCCAAAAACGAUAAGUCACGUUAAAUAAAGAAAUAUUAUAAUAAACAGAUCCCGUACAGGUACAAUGACUGGUCCCCGGACCAGACUUUGAGCCACCUGAUACAUCAGUAGAAGUGAAACGUGAGACUGACAUUCAUUAGCUAGAUUUAGUGGGUGAAUAAGUAUUUUUGAUACGGCUGUAAAAAAGCUUUGUUAAAAGCCAUCUUGGCCAAGUCUUCUAGAAAAAAAAAAGAAAAAAAAGGAUGUUCAGUCCCUGCUGAAAUGAUAGCAUUCAACACAAAUAGACAAUAAAAAAACUAGCAGGAUUUAAGGAUUUGGCAGGAUCUUCUAUUAGCACUUAGCUGCCAUUCUUUUAUGGUAAUGAUCAGACUGUUGCUGCAGUCGGCGACACAGGAACAAUGAGAGGCUGUAGACUGUAGAGCCUGCCUUCAUCCAGCCCAUUGUCUUUGUCCUCCUCCCUGCAUGUGCCAGACAGGAGUGAAGUGCAGCAGGACCAGCGCUGCUCCACCGCCAGAUUGCUCUAUAAAUAGCUGUUGGAGCAGCGCAAUAUUCACACCCGCCGUGACUGUGGAUGCAUACCACUGUCCUCGGUGAUGAAAUGAUGGAAAACGAUGGAGGCAUCGCUGCAUAUGUGCAUGCACACCCGGCCAAAUAGAUGUGUUUCAAAUCACGCAGACGUCUGAGCAGAGGUUAAGGUUAGGGUUAAGGUGAGGGGUUGGUACAUUUAAUCUCUAGAAUCCCUAAUUAGAUCCGUACUGCUGUGUGUGAGUGUGUGUGUGUGUGUUUGUGUCUAAUUGUGCAGAUGAUUGUGUGAUGUGAUGUGGCCCAUCGAGGAUCACAGUCUAGACAUUACUCUGAGUCUAAAUGGUUGGAGAGGAACCCACAUUUGAGGUGGAAGCUCUUUUGUAAAAAAAACAGCCCAAACGUGGGUCGAUUCUCAGUAUUUUCCUUCCCAGUGCAGUCUGAGGUCCUCUUCAUAAAGUCAUUGACUCAUAUAGUCUACUACACGUCGAGGCGUAGGCUAUCUGUCAUUUUGUGCCAGUGGUCACAUGGCUUUGGCCCUCAGGAAUGGAUAGACAUGGAUCCCCACGUCAGCCUGUAGGUCUAAGGAUUCCUGCUCCAGCACUCAGGCUCAAAGUGGCUGAGGCGCAGCUCCGCGGAGGAACUAUGCGAGCGGGAUUAUACUAGGACGCGUCCUACAGCAGAAUAUGGAUUUUGAUGAGCGGAUCUCUGGCUCCAACAUGUAUCUACCCAGCUGCACUUACUACGUCUCCGGAGCAGACUUCUCGGGGAUCCCCCAUUAUUUAACCCAGAGCCAGUCUUCUUGCCCCAUGACGUACUCCUACCAGUCCUCAGCCCUGCCACAGGUCCCGUCCGUCAGGGACGUGGCUUUCAGAGACUAUGGCAUUGACAGCUCCAGUAAAUGGCACCACGGCAGAGGGAGCCUGUCUCACUGCUACCCCGAGGACGUGGUGCACAGCAGGGACAGCUGGAGCAGCCCGGGCGCACGGGGAGUAGAGACACUCGUGAAAGGCGCCUCUGUCGCCGGGCACUCCAGCUCCUCGAACCCAGCGCCGGGCUUUUAUGGCACGGUUGGCAGGAACGGAGUCCUGCCCCAGGCGUUCGACCAGUUCUUCGACACAGCCUACGGGAGCGCGGAGAACGCAACGACGGCGACGGCGCACAGCGCGGACGCCGACAGACACGCAGCUAAGGCGAGCCCUCCACCGGAGCAGCACGCAGGCUCAGACACGGGGGAGAGCUGCAGCCCCAAGUCGUCCUCCGGCCACAGCGAGGAGAGAGCGAGCAAAGGCGGCAGUGGACAGAGGACGCGCAAGAAGAGGUGUCCAUACACCAAGUACCAGAUCAGGGAACUGGAGAGGGAGUUCUUCUUCAGCGUUUACAUCAACAAGGAGAAGCGUCUGCAGCUGUCACGGAUGUUGAACCUGACAGACCGCCAGGUGAAGAUCUGGUUCCAGAACAGGAGGAUGAAGGAGAAGAAACUGAACAGAGACCGUUUACAGUACUACACCACAAACCCACUGCUAUAAAACCUGGGCACAGACUGGUACUGCGUGGCCCCUGAACCAUGUGAGCAGACCGGGGGUCCACAGACCACAAAAACCUGGACAGGAAGGCGAUUUUCUUUUUGUUUAGCCUUCUAUUGUGUCGCCAGAUUUUUUAAAGAACUUUUACUAUUUACACGCUACUUUGUCAUUAAACAACAUUGCAUUUAUUAUUAUUAUUAUUAUUAUUAUUAUUAUUAUUAUUAUAGGACAAAGAAAUCUUUUGUAAAACUUAAAGUUACAUUGUUGCGUCAAGUGACGUUUUUACGCGCGGGAUUGAUCCGUUACAGCCUAUAAUAGGCCUUUUCUAUUGAUUGCAUUACGAAGUUGUGUGUGUUUUAUUUUCUUUAAAUCAAAAUUAGUUCAUUAAAUGUACCCACACGUACUGUUUGGUAUGAAGAAAAGCAUUUUUUUCACAACUUUAGGCCACAUUUUGUUAAAUUCCCGUGCGUAAACGUGAUUAUUGUGUCCACGAACUAUGACCUGAUUAAAUUGCUCUUUGUGUUUACCCCCGUUCUUUUCUCAUUUCAUAGUCACAUGUCAGAUAAAUACAGAAUGUUAUAUGUUGUAUGGUUACAUCGACGGUGACCAAACUGAAAAAAACCCCUCUCCUUACUCAGAGAUUGAGUUAUUCUAUAA
Cynoglossus semilaevis (tongue sole) is the source of this 2842-nucleotide messenger RNA. RefSeq names its product homeobox A11b (gene hoxa11b). Gene Ontology annotation, biological process: anatomical structure development; regulation of transcription by RNA polymerase II. Gene Ontology annotation, cellular component: nucleus. Lineage: Eukaryota; Metazoa; Chordata; Actinopteri; Pleuronectiformes; Cynoglossidae. Bases 1346 to 2188 code for a protein of 280 amino acids. Gene Ontology annotation, molecular function: DNA-binding transcription factor activity, RNA polymerase II-specific; RNA polymerase II cis-regulatory region sequence-specific DNA binding. The transcript has 2 exons. The record is from RefSeq and is a predicted model, not a curated record.